CUUUUUUUCGCGCAGGCGGUUAAAUUAAAACUCGUAAAACGUGUUCUUAUAAAACGACGUUACAAAAACCGUACAGGAGACCUUUUGAGCCAUUAAUGUAAUUGUGAGAAAUGUAAUGUCUCGCAUACUGAGGCAAUCCCCAAGGCGGGGCCUCCGACCUUUACGAGAACGACUCAACGUUGACAAUGUAGAGAACACCAGUCCAGUCUCAAGCGAUGCUGAUGCAGAUCCAGAUAUGCCUGUUGCUCAGAUGAAAAACAUAUUCGAACAGACUCCCAAAGUGAGACCUCCAGUAACAACACCCCGUCAUCAUCAAGCCCCUCUGCAAAAGAACGUUGCAGUCCAAAAAAGGUGGGGGAAGGAUGCAACAUCGGUGAAGAACAGACUCGAGAAGACCAUUUUGGGCGGAGUAACAGAUGAUGAUGAGAAGCAGGUCAGCCCUAGUCUGAGACAACUCAGGAUGACACCAGGAAGGGCUUUGCAGAAGCAGAAAAUUCUUGAGCGUAAACACCACGAGGCCAAAUCUCGAGCCCACACCCUUGGUAUCGGUGGCGGAAUCAGCCUGUGGCCACAGAUGGAGAAUAUGAGGUUGACCCAGCGGCAAGUAGCAGCAUUGACGGGUGUUUCUGCAGCGCUGGUCGUGGGCGUUGUGUUUCUCUUUCACUAUUUACAUGGAGCUGUAUUGGAUGGCUUAAGAUCCUACUACAGACAACUUUCAAGUUUCCCACAGAGGAACAGGAUUGACCCCACAGGCCAAGAGAAGUUUGACAAGUCUGUCCUAGCCUGGCAUAUGGCAUUCACAAACCUAAUGGAUUCACUACAUGGAGAUUUUGACACCCAGUGGCCGAAGACUCUAGGGAUGUACCAGAUGUGUGCGAUAUUCUACAUCAUAUUCAUUGGUCUCUUACUGUACUAUCUAGCUGAUAAUAUGCUGACCACGAGCCGCUUGACACCUCAGAGGAUCAAGAUAUGGGUGUCUCUAUUGGUUGUUACUGGUGUGUGGAGUAUACUAAUGAUGUAUCUACUUGUCAAAGCACAGCAACUGGAGAUCAAAGUCGAGUCGACUGUACACUCUCUAAGCGAUCAUUUGAGUGAUUUAGUCUUCUUGGACCUGAAUCUUACACGCUACAAAGAUGUCCUGAUGUACUGGAGGAUACGUUGCCUUCCCCCUACGACCACGGGUACACUCAGCAUCAUGGGAUUCCUCCAGGUACGAGACGUUGCAUACUACCUGCAGUAUUACAGUCUGCCUGUGUUGACGGUACUACUAACUCCAGUGGUACGACUUGUGUUAGCAGUCAAGGAGGUCUACAGUACAAGCAAAUCCAAGUAACUUUGAAACUUGGCUUCUUUCAUCAUCGGGAACAUUGCAUUUUGGAUAGAAUGCAGAAGCGCAUUGGUGAUCUCAUUGGUGGAGUGUUAGGAUCAACAGUCUGCCUGUGUUGACAGUACUACUAACUCCAGUGGUGCGACUUGUGUUAGCAGUCAAGGAGGUCUACAGUACAAGCAAGUCCAAGUAACUUUUGAAACUUGGCUUCUUUCAUCAUCAGGAACAUUUCAUUUUUGAUAGAAUGCAGAAGUGCAUUGUUGAUCUUGUUGAUGAAGUGUUAUGAUCAACAGUCUGCCUGUAUCGACGGUACUACAGUACUAACUCCAGUGGUACGACUUGUGUUAGCAGUCAAGCAGGUUUACAGUAUUAGCACGUUUAAGUAACUCUAAAACUGGGCUUCUUUCACUUGGAACGUUUCAAAUUAGAUUAAUGCAGAGGGUAUUGUUAAUGUUGUUGAUGGAGUGUUAUAGUGUCUGCCUGUGUAGUCUACAGUACAAGCAAGCCGAAAUAACUUGAAACUUGCCAUCUUUCAUCAGGAACAUUUCAUUUUAGAUUGAGUGCAGAAGAAUAUUGUUGAUCUGCUGGUGGAGUGUUAGCAUCGUCUUCUGACUGCUUUCUCCUAAAGACGAUCAAAGCAUACUGAUCGAAAUGUUGAGUUAACAACAUCGGUUCUUUUUCAGAACCAACCAAAGAUAUUUUCACCUUAACAUGCAUGUAUGCUUCGUUUUUGAAAGGGCAAGGGCUCCAAGGCAUUUUCUCCUUGGUAAAGGGCACUCUCUGA
This is a messenger RNA of Asterias rubens (European starfish), 2111 nucleotides long. RefSeq lists its product as uncharacterized. Lineage: Eukaryota; Metazoa; Echinodermata; Asteroidea; Forcipulatida; Asteriidae. The transcript has 7 exons. Bases 116 to 1333 code for a protein of 405 amino acids. The record is from RefSeq and is a predicted model, not a curated record.